Odontomachus brunneus is the source of this 2310-nucleotide messenger RNA. Its product is annotated as probable G-protein coupled receptor B0563.6. The record is from RefSeq and is a predicted model, not a curated record. Gene Ontology annotation, biological process: G protein-coupled receptor signaling pathway. The transcript has 10 exons. Gene Ontology annotation, molecular function: G protein-coupled receptor activity. NCBI's taxonomy places the organism in Eukaryota, Metazoa, Arthropoda, Insecta, Hymenoptera, Formicidae. The coding region runs from base 899 to 2056 and encodes 385 amino acids. Gene Ontology annotation, cellular component: membrane.
CGUGUGUUGCGGAUUCGCCGUUGAAUAACUACAGAAUUAAAAAUCUACUUGUAGUUUUACGUUUUUAUCGUAACCUCUCCUAGAAAAUAUUUUACGUGUCCAAAUUGCUCGCGAUACCAACCCUACUAUAUGCUUUGUCACUCGUGCUCAACACUUGUUAACUCGCCUUGUUUGCAAAUAAACUCGAUGGCUCGGAAGGACGCUCAUGUUGCGUUUUAUUUCAACUCGAUUGGCUACCGAUUGGCAAUUCAGCGUUAAAAUAUUUCUGGGUCUAGAAAAAUUUAGGAUAUCUUUUUGUGGCGUGAUUGGUCUGGCCAGAUGUAGUCAUUCAUUUCGCGUUGAUAUUUGAAGAGGAUCGUUCUUCCUUGACGCCAAAGAGUGACUCUUCGUCGAUGACAACUUAUUCGCUAGUUUUUCUCUAUACAGCUGCCGCAGGAAUUAACCGUCGUCGUGGGAGCAUUCUUCGGCGAUGAUGAGACUAUCGAUUGAUUCUCAUGACGUGUGAGUGCUUGCCCGGACACCAUUUUCAUCGAAUUUCGACAAUUUCCACAGAGAUAUAUUAUCCGAACAUCAAAAAUUAUCAGAUGAGGUGAUAAUAUCUCAUGUGGUAAUUGCCACAUCAUUGACGAGGGUCUUUUGUUUAUCCAACUGGAUAAUUACCUAGACUUUUCAACGUAUCGUUCGCAGUUUGACCUGAUUUAAUAAAGGGUUCAGUUGCUGCGUAUUUAAAUAAACCUUAUACAUCUCGACGGCACCCUUGCCGGAGUUUGCGCAGUGUCUGUUUUUCUCCAACAAAACUACGAGGUGUAUACGGCGCAGAACAUUACUAUGUUGCGAGGAUGACAACUUCACCGUUGAACGUGUGUCUGUCGAAGAUGACGUUAUUCGAAAUCGUGUGAUGUCUCUAGUGUGGACUUCUUACGGUAUUAUAGUUCCAAUUAUAUUAAUCGUGGGCAUUUUCGGUAAUGUGGCGAUCUUAAUUGUGCUGUCCAGUCCAGUGUUUCGCGGAAUCGCGUAUUUGUACCUCAGCGGACUCGCGCUGGCGCACAUCGGUGUUGCAUUAUCUUGGAUAACAAUCACGCUGAGAUUGGGCUACGGUAUGAGCGGUAAUUAUCUAUCAGCCUUUUACCACGCUCACUUGGAACUCGUUAUUCUCAAUACCUUUUCGGCAGCGAGUGUUCUCAUCAUGGUCUGUCUAAUCGUGGAUCGAUAUAUCUUCGUAUUCUUUCCAGCUCGUAUUCGUACCGGAAACGCGCGCAAGAAUGUCAGCUCCUUCAUAUUAUCUUCCUUCAUCGCCGGUUUUGUGAUAAGUAUUCCGUUAUCGUUUAUGAGAAUCACUUAUGAAGAGCAGGACGGACCCAGUACUUCAUUCACUUUACGUGAAAACGUGUUUAUUACGCGGAGUAUGAUAUGGAGAGCAUAUAUUUGGGCAAUGGAAAUCGUAGUACGGAUUUGUCCAUCGAUUCUAUUUAUUAUACUGAACAGCUUUGUCAUCAUGAGAUUCCUUCAGUUAAAUGUUCAGAACCGUCAAUUCCACGCUGUCUCGGAUAAAUUUCGGACUAACAACGCGCCUGAUACGUCACUACUGUCUCGCAAUCGAGGCUACAUAGAGGAACAACAUUUAGCAAUAUUGACGACAACAAUGAUUUUGUGCUUUUUUAUUACGACGAUUCCAUCAAGUCUGGUGCCAAUAUUGUAUCCUAAUCGCCAUUCAUUGGAUCUUCGUUAUCAAACCUUUCGAGUGUGUUCGGCGAUCGUUGAACUCAGCAAUUAUGCUAUUUAUAUUCUUAUAUAUCUCGUUUGCAGUACAGAGUUUCGAAAGGGAUUACUGCGAUUUUUACAAGGAAGAUGUAAUGAAAAUAUGGUGCAAGAUAUUGAUCAACCGGUAGGUGAAAUCGAAGAUUUUAGCCGGCACGGGACCACUGUUCGAUUGACACCAGAACAUACAAAAUUGAAUUCUCCCGAGUCUCCAACUAAUAAAGAAACUAGAGUGGAGGAAGAUUCUCAUGCAUUAGAUGCUACAGCUUCCAUGCUGGAACGCCGAGUCAUUGCAUAAUUAAAUCGUACUAAGAACAUAGUAUUAAUGUUUAUCAUUAUGAAUUGUACAUUUAUGACAUGCUCCUCUAAUUAGAAUUACAUUGAAUAAUGGAUCAAAAGUAAUGUAUCAAAUAACUCAUUUUAAUUAUAUUUUUAUGCUUUUUCUUAGUAUUUAAAAAUCGUGAACAAUUGUGUGUUACAUUUUAUAUUAUACAGUUUUUCACAAUGAAAUAUUGUAUGAUAUAAUAUUUAUUAAAGUAUGAUUUAUCGAUA